AUGGUACAAAUAUCAAAGUCGGUUGAUAAGAAACAACCUACAAAGAAACCUGAAGCUGAAAUGGUAUCAAAAUCAAAAUUGAUUGAUAAGAAGGAACCUACAAAGGAACAACGGGACAAAAAAAAGGAACCCGAAGCUGAAAUGAUACCAAAAUCUAAGUCGGUUGAUACAAAAGAACCUGGAAAUGAACAGGUCGAAAAGAAGGAACCUGACUCUGAAAUGAUACUAAAAUCAAAAUCGGUUGAUAAGAAGGAACUUACAAAGGAACAAUCUAUAAAAAAGAAGGAACCUGAAGCUAUGGUUCCAAAACCAAAGUUGGUUGAUAAUGAUGAACCUGCAAAGGAACAACUGAUCGAAAAGAAGGAAUUGGUUCCAAAAUCAAAGUCGGUUGAUAAGAAGGAACCUACAAAGGAACAACGGGUUGAAAAGAAAGAACUUGCAAAGGAAACACGGUCGGUUGAAAAGAAGGAACUUGCAAAGGAACAACAGGUGGAAACGAAGGAACCUGAAGCUGAAAUGGUACCAAAAUCAAAGUUGGUUGAUAAGAAGGAACCUGCAAAGGAACAACGGGAACUUGUAAAGGAACAACGGUCGGUUGAAAAGAAGGAACUUGCAAAUGAACAAUGGGUGGAAAAGAAGGAACCUGCAAAAGAACAACGGGUCAAAAAGAAGAAACCUGAAGCUGAAAUGGAACCUGAAGUGGAAGCUGAAAAGGUACCAAAACCAAAGUUGGUUGAAAAGAAACCUGAAGAGGUACCCAAGGUGCAGACUAUUGAGGAAAAUAUCAAAGCAGUAAAGGGGUUGAUCAAUGGCAAGGUGAAGUAUAUGAAGAGGUUAUUGAGAAAGAAAGUAUUUUACAGAGAGAACCAGAAGAAUCCGAGUCCAAUAAAGAGGAAGGAAUCGAAGAGAAUAUUGAAAAAGAAGCAGCAGAGGAAGUGGAGAAUGUAA
Messenger RNA from Hibiscus syriacus, 948 nucleotides. RefSeq names its product FK506-binding protein 4-like. The transcript is spliced from 3 exons. The record is from RefSeq and is a predicted model, not a curated record. The coding region runs from base 1 to 948 and encodes 315 amino acids. Lineage: Eukaryota; Viridiplantae; Streptophyta; Magnoliopsida; Malvales; Malvaceae.